Coregonus sp. 'balchen' is the source of this 6867-nucleotide messenger RNA. NCBI's taxonomy places the organism in Eukaryota, Metazoa, Chordata, Actinopteri, Salmoniformes, Salmonidae. The record is from the annotation of a GenBank genome assembly.
AUGGCGUCUGGGUCCGUCUACAUGUCAUCCAGUAUGGUGGGUAAGGCUCGCUCCUCCAACUUCACCUUGUCUGAGAAGCUGGACCUGCUGAAGCUGGUCCGCCCACACAUCCGCAUCCUGGAGGAGCACACCAACAAGCACGCCGUCAUCGUGGACAAGAACAAGUGCUGGGACACAGUGUCGGAGCAGUAUAACGUCCUGGGGGGGGACAGGCCCCCCCGCACUGCCCAAGGCCUACGCACCCUCUACAAGAGGCUGAAGGAGUCGGCCAAACAGGAAGUGAUGCAACGGAGACACUCCCAGCCAGAGUACAGAGGAAGUAUAUCUGAACCAACCAGGAGAGUGAUGGAGAUGAUACCUCACCUGUUCCAUCACGGAGCUAUCCACCAUGAUAAAGACCCUGCGACGAUGCACAGGUGAGACACACACACACACACACACACAGGAUACUCUGUAGAGCUCUACUAAUAACUACCAGAGGAGAGGGGAGGGGCUGCUCUGUAGAGCUCUACUAAUAACUACCAGAGGAGAGGGGAGGGGCUGCUCUGUAGAGCUCUACCAGUAACUAGAGGAGAGGGGAGGGGCUGCUCUGUAGAGCUCUACUAAUAGCUAGAGGAGAGGGGAGGGGCUGCUCUGUAGAGCUCUACCAGUAACUAGAGGAGAGGGGAGGGGCUGCUCUGUAGAGCUCUACUAGUAACUAGAGGAGAGGGGAGGGGCUGCUCUGUAGAGCUCUACCAGUAACUAGAGGAGAGGGGAGGGGCUGCUCUGUAGAGCUCUACUAGUAACUAGAGGAGAGGGGAGGGGCUGCUCUGUAGAGCUCUACUAGUAACUAGAGGUGAGGGGAGGGGCUGCUUUGUAGAGCUCUACUAAUAGCUAGAGGAGAGGGGAGGGGCUGCUCUGUAGAGAAAUACUAGUAGUUAGAGGAGAGGGGAGGGGCUGCUCUGUAGAGCUCUACUAUUAACUAGAGGAGAGGGGAAGGGCUGCUCUGUAGAGAAAUACUAGUAACUAGAUUGGAGGGGAGGGGCUGCUCUGUAAAGAAAUACUAGUAGCUAGAGGAGAGGGGAGGGGCUGCUCUGUAGAACUCUACUAUUAACUAGAGGGGAGGGGCUGCUCUGUAGAGCUCUACUAUUAACUAGAGGAGAGGGGAGGGGCUGCUCUGUAGAGCUCUACUAGUAACUAGAUGGGAGGGGAGGGGCUGCUCUGUAGAGAAAUACUAGUAGCUAGAGGGGAGGGGAGGGGCUGCUCUGUAGAACUCUACUAUUAACUAGAGGGGAGGGGCUGCUCUGUAGAGCUCUACUAUUAACUAGAGGAGAGGGGAGGGGCUGCUCUGUAGAGCUCUACUAGUAACUAGAUGGGAGGGGAGGGGCUGCUCUGUAGAGAAAUACUAGUAGCUAGAGGAGAGGGGAGGGGCUGCUCUGUAGAACUCUACUAUUGACUAGAGGGGAGGGGCUGCUCUGUAGAGCUCUACUAUUAACUAGAGGAGAGGGGAGGGGCUGCUCUGUAGAGCUCUACCAGUAACUAGAGGAGAGGGGAGGGGCUGCUCUGUAGAGCUCUACUAGUAACUAGAGGAGAGGGGAGGGGCUGCUCUGUAGAGCUCUACUAGUAACUAGAGGUGAGGGGAGGGGCUGCUUUGUAGAGCUCUACUAAUAGCUAGAGGAGAGGGGAGGGGCUGCUCUGUAGAGAAAUACUAGUAGUUAGAGGAGAGGGGAGGGGCUGCUCUGUAGAGCUCUACUAUUAACUAGAGGAGAGGGGAGGGGCUGCUCUGUAGAGCUCUACUAGUAACUAGAUGGGAGGGGAGGGGCUGCUCUGUAGAGAAAUACUAGUAGCUAGAGGAGAGGGGAGGGGCUGCUCUGUAGAACUCUACUAUUAACUAGAGGGGAGGGGCUGCUCUGUAGAGCUCUACUAUUAACUAGAGGAGAGGGGAGGGGCUGCUCUGUAGAGCUCUACUAGUAACUAGAUGGGAGGGGAGGGGCUGCUCUGUAGAGAAAUACUAGUAGCUAGAGGGGAGGGGAGGGGCUGCUCUGUAGAACUCUACUAUUAACUAGAGGGGAGGGGCUGCUCUGUAGAGCUCUACUAUUAACUAGAGGAGAGGGGAGGGGCUGCUCUGUAGAGCUCUACUAGUAACUAGAUGGGAGGGGAGGGGCUGCUCUGUAGAGAAAUACUAGUAGCUAGAGGAGAGGGGAGGGGCUGCUCUGUAGAACUCUACUAUUGACUAGAGGGGAGGGGCUGCUCUGUAGAGCUCUACUAUUAACUAGAGGAGAGGGGAGGGGCUGCUCUGUAGAGCUCUACUAGUAACUAGAGGUGAGGGGAGGGGCUGCUUUGUAGAGCUCUACUAAUAGCUAGAGGAGAGGGGAGGGGCUGCUCUGUAGAGAAAUACUAGUAGUUAGAGGAGAGGGGAGGGGCUGCUCUGUAGAGCUCUACUAUUAACUAGAGGAGAGGGGAGGGGCUGCUCUGUAGAGCUCUAUUAGUAACUAGAGGAGAGGAGCUCUACUAGUAACUAGAGGAGAGGGGAGGGGCUGCUCUGUAGAGCUCUACCAGUAACUAGAGGAGAGGGGAGGGGCUGCUCUGUAGAGCUCUACUAGUAACUAGAGGAGAGGGGAGGGGCUGCUCUGUAGAGCUCUACUAGUAACUAGAGGUGAGGGGAGGGGCUGCUUUGUAGAGCUCUACUAAUAGCUAGAGGAGAGGGGAGGGGCUGCUCUGUAGAGAAAUACUAGUAGUUAGAGGAGAGGGGAGGGGCUGCUCUGUAGAGCUCUACUAUUAACUAGAGGAGAGGGGAAGGGCUGCUCUGUAGAGCUCUACUAGUAACUAGAUUGGAGGGGAGGGGCUGCUCUGUAAAGAAAUACUAGUAGCUAGAGGAGAGGGGAGGGGCUGCUCUGUAGAACUCUACUAUUAACUAGAGGGGAGGGGCUGCUCUGUAGAGCUCUACUAUUAACUAGAGGAGAGGGGAGGGGCUGCUCUGUAGAGCUCUACUAGUAACUAGAUGGGAGGGGAGGGGCUGCUCUGUAGAGAAAUACUAGUAGCUAGAGGAGAGGGGAGGGGCUGCUCUGUAGAACUCUACUAUUAACUAGAGGGGAGGGGCUGCUCUGUAGAGCUCUACUAUUAACUAGAGGAGAGGGGAGGGGCUGCUCUGUAGAGCUCUACUAGUAACUAGAUGGGAGGGGAGGGGCUGCUCUGUAGAGAAAUACUAGUAGCUAGAGGAGAGGGGAGGGGCUGCUCUGUAGAACUCUACUAUUGACUAGAGGGGAGGGGCUGCUCUGUAGAGCUCUACUAUUAACUAGAGGAGAGGGGAGGGGCUGCUCUGUAGAGCUCUACUAGUAACUAGAGGUGAGGGGAGGGGCUGCUUUGUAGAGCUCUACUAAUAGCUAGAGGAGAGGGGAGGGGCUGCUCUGUAGAGAAAUACUAGUAGUUAGAGGAGAGGGGAGGGGCUGCUCUGUAGAGCUCUACUAUUAACUAGAGGAGAGGGGAGGGGCUGCUCUGUAGAGCUCUAUUAGUAACUAGAUUGGAGGGGAGGGGCUGCUCUGUAAAGAAAUACUAGUAGCUAGAGGAGAGGGGAGGGGCUGCUCUGUAGAACUCUACUAUUAACUAGAGGGGAGGGGCUGCUCUGUAGAGCUCUACUAUUAACUAGAGGAGAGGGGAGGGGCUGCUCUGUAGAGCUCUACUAGUAACUAGAUGGGAGGGGAGGGGCUGCUCUGUAGAGAAAUACUAGUAGCUAGAGGAGAGGGGAGGGGCUGCUCUGUAGAGCUCUACUAUUAACUAGAGGAGAGGGGAGGGGCUGCUCUGUAGAGCUCUUCAAGAGAGGAGAGGGGAGGGGCUGCUAACGAUCUCUGUUAUUGGGCCUGCUCCAAAAUCUUUGCCCAUACUGGAAAAAAGCUACAGAGGAGCGUAACAGAGAUCGAGAACUGGGCCAAUCUGUGGCGGGUCAAGCUCAACCCCUGAAGACCCAGUGCAUCCUCUUCUUCAGAAACCCCAAAAGAACCAAGCAAGUACACCUUAAACUGUAUGGACAGGCACUCCAGACGACCCCAGCGGCUAAGUUCCUUGGGGUCACAUUUCAAGAAAACAUGUCCUGGAGUGCCCACAUAGAGUGCCUGGAGAAGGAGUGGAAGCGACUGUACCACCUGAGGGUACUCUGCAGAAGAGGAGGAGGAGCCACAUCAGGAACAGCUGUCAGAGUGUACCCGAGCUACAUCCAGCCGCUCUGAGUAUGAUACACCAGCCUGGUGGAACGUGGGGAGGUCUCAUGUCAGAAAACUUCAGACGAUUCAACACCUUGCCAUCAAGAUGGCGUACAAACUCCCCACGUACACAAACACACACUACAUACAUGAAGUUUCAGGACUGAGAACAGUAGAGGAGAGGAUGGUUGUUCUGGGGGCGGAGGUUUACACUCAGGUUGGUGGACAAUCCAUCUCUGAAACCCAUGAUUCGGGAGGAACAAAGCUGGCCCGCCCCCAGAUUUUUAUCCAGCACCCCCCUCUCCAUGCUUCUUAAAUAUUGAGCAUAUGUACCACUUUUAAACCAUUAGAGUGGAUAUCUGAUGCAUUCUAUUGUGAAUUUAUCCACUCUUACUCCUGCUGAAAGGCACUGCAAUAGAAGCAGACAUUUUAACAACCUAAAAGCGGUUUUACUGCACUUUAAACCCAUUAAAGUUUUUUUUAAUCAAAUCAAGUUGAGAAAAUAAAGGAGAACACCCCCCCUUGCUCUGUAGAGCUCUACCAGUAACUAGAGGAGAGGGGAGGGGCUGCUCUGUAGAGCUCUACCAGUAACUAGAGGAGAGGGGCUGCUCUGUAGGGCUCUACCAGUAACUAGAGGAGAGGGGAGGGGCUGCUCUGUAGAGCUCUACCAGUAACUAGAGGAGAGGGGAGGGGCUGCUCUGUAGAGCUCUACCAGUAACUAGAGGAGAGGGGAGGGGCUGCUCUGUAGAGCUCUACUAGUAACUAGAGGAGAGGGGAGGGGCUGCUCUGUAGAGCUCUACCAGUAACUAGAGGAGAGGGGAGGGGCUGCUCUGUAGAGCUCUACCAGUAACUAGAGGAGAGGGGAGGGGCUGCUCUGUAGGGCUCUACCAGUAACUAGAGGAGAGGGGAGGGGCUGCUCUGUAGAGCUCUACCAGUAACUAGAGGAGAGGGGAGGGGCUGCUCUGUAGAGCUCUACCAGUAACGAGAGGGGAGGGGCUGCUCUGUAGGGCUCUACCAGUAACUAGAGGAGAGGGGAGGGGCUGCUCUGUAGAGCUCUACCAGUAACUAGAGGAGAGGGGAGGGGCUGCUCUGUAGAACUGUGCACAGAGCUAACCCCAAUCAGUUUACACACAAACACAAACACACUCCUCAUGCUCACACUCUUAACAAACGCACACGCUCAUUCAGCCUAAAGUAUUUGGUUCCGAUUUAAAAACUGACAUUUUAUUUCAGCGAUGAUAAUGCAAUAACAACAUUCUCCCUGCACAGCGAAAAGUGAUAUUGAAUAGAAAAAUGUUAUCUUCUCUUCAUAAUGUAAAUGCUGAACAUGCUUUCUGGCUGUGCAGGAAUGUUUUUUAUUUUAUUACCUCAGUCAACAAACAAAACACAAUCCACAUUGACAGAUGUGGCAGACAUAAAUAACAUAAGAAAAUGAAUGAAAAAUAAAACAAAACAACAUUUUCAGCAGCACUAUCAGUAAUCAUGUUUGAUAUUUAUUAUAUACACUGAGUUUACCAAACAUUAGGAACGCCUUCCUAAUAUGUAGUUUCACAUAUACAUACACACAUUUCCUUAAUCACCCCAUUCACUCUGUCCAGUUUGAAAUAUAGUUGAGUAGUGGAGACCAGAGUCUAUCAGACCCGGGCUGUCUCUUGCAGAGGUCAUAGGUCAGCUUUUCAAGGGGCAGAAAGUCAACAAUCUGGUCAAUCCGCAUUUUAAACGUAGGAGAGAUAUUAGAAGCCCACAGUAGGCGAAUGCAUUUUUUAGCAAAGUAUGAGAUGGUCAUAAAAAGGGUUUUAUGAAGAAUGUUUUUGACAGUCCCGAAGACCGGUUGUGUUAAAUACUCUCAAUACCCCCUCCCACCUAAUGCCACUUAUAAAUGUAUGGCUGUAGUAAUAAAGCUGUAUUCUACUCCAUAUGCUCGCUGUAGGAUGAUGUAUAAUAAUGAUAUAGUAAUAAAACUGCAUUAUACUUUUUAACUCCAGGUUGAUGUAUAAGCAUGAAUCUGUAGGAUGAUGUAUAAGGGUGACUACAGUAAUAAAGCUGUAUUCUACUGUUUAUCUGCAGGAUGAUGUAUAAUGAUAUAUAGUUAUAAAGCUGUAUUCUACUGUUUAUCUGCAGGAUGAUGUAUAAGCAUGACUCUCCCAUGGAGCAGCCUGGCAGCAGCUCCUCCCUCCCAGAAUACCCAUCAAACCCCAUCACCCACCACCUGGACCAGGAUGUGAUCAGGCUGGACCAGGAUGUGAUCAGGCUGGACCAGGAAGUGGACGUGAAGCCUCCGCCAGACCUGACCAUCCUCUCCACGCGUGUGGGGGCGGUGCUAGGAGGCGAGGGGGGGGAGGAGGAGGAAGAUGAGGAGUUGGGCAGUGUCCAUGGUUACGACGGCUCCCUCUCUCCCUGCCCAUCCUCCGUCGCCCUGCCCCUCUCCACCUCACCCGUUCCCCUGCAACGUGACCUUUACCCUCAUGACCACUACCCCCGCCGUGACCCUGACAGGCUCCACCCCCUUCAGCUGGCCGAGGAGCACGAGCAGGUCAUGGCCAAUCACAGAAAGAUGGGCGUAUACCUGGAGGAGAAGAGGGAGGGGCUAAAGAGGAAGCAGGAACUGGAAGAAGAGCUUAUGAGAGCGAAAAUCAAAGUAGAGAAACUGAGGGCAGCCAGGCUGAGACAUGGACUACCACUGCCCCUAUAA